This is a messenger RNA of Puccinia triticina, 480 nucleotides long. RefSeq lists its product as uncharacterized. Lineage: Eukaryota; Fungi; Basidiomycota; Pucciniomycetes; Pucciniales; Pucciniaceae. The coding region runs from base 1 to 480 and encodes 159 amino acids. The record is from RefSeq and is a predicted model, not a curated record. The transcript has 3 exons.
AUGGGUGCCGUCAUCCAAUCAACAUAUCACUUGGCAAUGCCAAUUCCUCAGAAUGACGGCAGGGAAGCGGCGCACAAGGACAAUCAAGCCAAUGGCAAAGAUACUCAGCCAAGACCCGGAGAUGAUUUACAGGUCUUAACUCCAAAUCCGACGAGCUUGAAGAUCAAAAUUCGCGUCCCGGUGGAAGCUGGAUCACAGGCCCCCAACACUGCUGGUCCGGCGCAAAAAACUAAGCAGACCAAGAAGAAGCAGCAAGGAAUCGAAGAUGAUGCCUGCCUCUCAGAUGGAAGUCCGGUCAAAACGGCUUUGAACAAUUCCUCCUUUCUAGCAGUCGGCUUACCUGCUACUUUCCCAACGGUCAAGCCACAACGACCCAAGCCUGUCCGUCCGACUCAACAGCAGAUCGUCCAAGCAGCAAGAGAUUUGGCCCAGGCUAGCGAAACCGCUUCAAACCCGACCUCCAAAAGGGGGAAGAAGUAG